GCAAAUCAAAACCAAGUUACUGUCAGCUUGGACGUAGGCUACAGACACUCCUCUAGACACUCCUCUGUGCCUGUGCAAUAGAACUGAUGACCACCAUGUAUUGCUGGUCUCUCUUCGCAUUGCUCUUUGUCACCUGUAUGGAAGUUUCCCUACAGAAGAAAACAAGGCAAAGCCCUCAAACUCUCUCAAGAGGAUGGGGAAAUUACAUUACCUGGGUCCAGACCUAUGAGGAAGCCCUGAAGACAAUGAAAGAAAGUAAGAAGCCUCUGAUGGUCAUUCAUCACAUGGAGGAUUGUCCUCAUAGUCAAGCUCUGAAGGCGGCGUUUGCUGCUGAUAAAACCAUUCAGAAAAUGGCCCAAAAGGAUUUUGUUAUGCUCAAUUUGAUGCAUGAGACUGAAGACACGAAUCUGGCACCAGAUGGCAACUACGUUCCAAGAAUCAUGUUUGUUGAUCCAUCCAUGACUGUGCGUGCAGACCUUGCUGGGAAGUACAGUAACCACCUGUACACCUACAAGCCGAGCGACGUCCCAUACUUGGCCGAGAACAUGAAAAAAGCCAAGCUUCUACUGCACACUGAACUGUGACCUCACAGCCUUAUAAACACUGUACCCAUAAGCAACUGGGCCCUUCCCUGUCCUGGGAUCAACAGCAACAACCAGAGGGGUUCAAUGAGUCUUGGACAUUCAUAUUUUUUUACACAGAAUGUAUACAAUAGAUGAUCAAUAAAGAUGAAUGACAGUG
Coregonus clupeaformis (lake whitefish) is the source of this 741-nucleotide messenger RNA. RefSeq names its product anterior gradient protein 3. The record is from RefSeq and is a predicted model, not a curated record. The coding region runs from base 87 to 584 and encodes 165 amino acids. NCBI's taxonomy places the organism in Eukaryota, Metazoa, Chordata, Actinopteri, Salmoniformes, Salmonidae. The transcript has 8 exons. Gene Ontology annotation, cellular component: endoplasmic reticulum.